Messenger RNA from Aspergillus steynii IBT 23096, 2857 nucleotides. Its product is annotated as MIF4G-domain-containing protein. Bases 95 to 2716 code for a protein of 873 amino acids. Gene Ontology annotation, cellular component: catalytic step 2 spliceosome. Gene Ontology annotation, molecular function: RNA binding; protein binding. The record is from RefSeq and is a predicted model, not a curated record. The transcript has a single exon. Lineage: Eukaryota; Fungi; Ascomycota; Eurotiomycetes; Eurotiales; Aspergillaceae. Gene Ontology annotation, biological process: mRNA splicing, via spliceosome.
CACCAACGCCUUCGCGCCGUGUCGCCGGAGUCCAAUCCCAGCUCACCGGAACCCAGGGGGAAACACAAUUGUGCGGUGAAAUUUACACCACAAGAUGACGGAUCCGGUCGUUUUGCAGUCGGCAGUGCGAGUGCCUACUCCUCCACCGGGCGCCUCGUACUCUCCCCAGCCUUCGGCAUCUCGAAAACGCUCUCCGCCCUCUCGCUCCCCUUCGCCGAACCGUCGCCGGUCGCCGCCGGGUGAUUCCGUCCAGGAGGAUGGAGAUGCGCCCCGUAUCGAUCCGGAGCGUGCCAUAGAGAGAGAGCGCCAACUUGCGGAACGAGUGCGCCAGCAUGAAAAGCAAGAGGCGGCACGGAAGCCGAUGACGGAGGAAGAGAAGCAGGCAUCGGCCAAAGCAGAAUAUGAGAAGCUCACGAACAUGCGCUCGGGUGGUACCUACAUCCCCCCGGCUCGAUUGCGCGCGCUGCAGGCGCAGAUCACGGACAAAAACAGCAAGGAAUACCAGCGUAUGGCAUGGGAGGCUCUGAAAAAGUCGAUCAAUGGUCUGAUCAACAAGGUCAACGUGUCGAAUAUCAAGUUUAUCGUGCCAGAGCUGUUCGGAGAGAAUCUGGUGCGCGGUCGGGGUCUAUUCUGCAGAAGCAUCAUGAAGGCCCAGGCGGCAAGUUUGCCGUUCACCCCAAUUUACGCGGCCAUGGCGGCCAUCGUCAACACGAAAUUGCCCCAGGUGGGUGAGUUGCUGCUCAAUCGUCUGAUCGUGCAGUUCCGCAAGGCAUUCAAGAGAAACGACAAGGCGGUCUGCAUAUCCUCGACGACGUUCAUCGCGCAUCUAUGCAACCAACAGGUUGCGCACGAGAUGCUGGCGGCUCAGAUCCUUCUGCUGCUGCUUCACAAGCCCACGGACGACAGUGUGGAAAUUGCCGUCGGACUUACCCGGGAGGUGGGACAACAUCUGGAGGAGAUGAGCAGCCCUAUCGCCCUGGCCGUGUUUGAUCAAUUCCGCAAUAUUCUGCACGAGGCCGACAUCGAUAAGCGAGUGCAGUACAUGAUCGAGGUUCUGUUCCAGGUCCGCAAGGAUCGGUACAAGGACAACCCGUCUGUCAAAGACGAGCUUGAUCUGGUUGAGGAGGAAGACCAAAUCACGCACCGCGUGGGCCUUGACGACGAGAUCGAGACCCAGGACAGCCUCAACAUCUUCAAAUACGAUGAGCAGUGGGAGGAACACGAAGAUGCGUACAAAAGUCUCAAGGCAGAAAUUCUUGGAGAAGGCAGUGACGAGGAGGACGAGGACGAUUCCGACGAGAGCUCCGACGACGAAUCAGACGAAGACCAGAAGAUGGAUAUCAAAGACCAGAGCAACACCAACCUGGUCAACCUGCGACGAACGAUCUACUUGACCAUCAUGUCCAGUAUCGAUUUCGAAGAAUGCUGUCACAAAUUGAUGAAGAUCUCGUUGCCGCCCGGCCUGGAGCCGGAACUCCCGUCCAUGAUCAUCGAAUGUUGCUCGCAAGAAAGAACUUACUCCAAAUUCUACGGCCUCAUCGGUGAGCGAUUCUCGAAGAUCAACCGCCUGUGGUCCGACCUCUUCGAAGCCGCGUUCGCCAAGUACUACGACACCAUCCAUCGCUACGAAACCAACCGGUUGCGCAACAUUGCGCGUUUCUUCGGCCACAUGCUUAGCAACGACGCCAUCGGCUGGCAUGUUAUGUCGAUCAUCCACUUGAACGAGGAGGAGACGACGUCGAGCAGCCGUAUCUUUAUCAAGAUUCUCUUCCAGGAUCUCGGGGAGCACCUGGGCAUGCCGAAGUUGCACGAACGCAUGCGAGACGAAAUCCUGCGUCCCAGUUUCGAGGGUCUGUUCCCGCUGGACAACCCGCGCAACACCCGCUUCUCCAUCAACUACUUCACCAGUAUCGGUUUCGGUCUGUUGACGGAGGACAUGCGCGAAUAUCUGAAGAACCUUCCCAAACCCACCGUUCCUGCUCUCCCUGCGCGCGCCGCCAGCCCCGGAUCGGACUCGGGCUCUGCCCGCUCUCACUCCACCUGUUCCACCUGCACCGGCCGUUCGCGCUCGCGCUCGCGCUCUUAUUCCUACUCCCGCUCCCCUUCGCGCACCCGGGGCCGUGGGCGCUCGGUCAGCCGAGGACGAUCUUACAGCCGCUCCGUCUCGGGCUCCUCGCGCCGGAGCUACAGCUACACCCCGUCGCGGUCCAGAUCCCCCGUGUCGAAAAGCCGCCGACGCUCCGUCUCGGACAGUCGCUCUCGCACGCCACCCCGACGCAAUCGCGCUCGAUCCUACGAUUCCCGCUCAUCUCGGAGUGCGAGCCCAUAUCCGCCGCGCCGGUCGCCGUCUCGCUCGGUCUCGCCCCCUCGCAUCCGCGGCUGCAAAGGCCGAAGCCCCUCGAGGUCCGCCUCGCGGUCUCUCUCCCCGCCCCGACGCAAUCGAGGAGGCAGACGCUACUCAUCGGUAUCGCGAUCGCCUCCGCCGGCUAGUAAACGCCGAGUCGCCAGCCCGUCUGCGUCGCGUUCGCCGCCCGCUCGCCGACCCCGGAAGGACUCGGUGUCCCGCUCUCGCUCUCCUCCGCCUCGGCAUGGACGGGGAGGCAGAAGAUACUCAGACUCGCGGUCUCCGUCCGCAUCUCGCUCGCCUCCGCGUCGAAGCAACAAAAACCGAUCCCGCAGCCCGCCCCGUCGGCCUCGUGCCGCCGAUUAUGCCUAGACUCGGCCGCGCAAAGAUGAUGAAGAGCGGCCGGUCGUUAGGUCUUGAUGAUUAGAAAGUUCAGUUUAAUUCCGUUUUGUGGAAAGGAAAGGUCGAUUGGGUUUGGGGCUUGGGGUUCUUUUUCUUUUUUUUUUUUUGUUU